Messenger RNA from Pedinophyceae sp. YPF-701, 2652 nucleotides. The record is from the annotation of a GenBank genome assembly. Lineage: Eukaryota; Viridiplantae; Chlorophyta; Pedinophyceae.
AUGGGCAAGGGCAAGAAGAGCGUGAAGAAGUUCAGCCAGAAGGGCCACCUGAGGAAUGCGAUCAAGAGCCGGCAUGAGAACCAGAAGCGGAAGCGGUGGCAGGCGGAGAAGAACGCCAAGCUCGUCGCCAAGGCCCGGGAGGUGGAGCAGGAGGAGGCACAGGCCAAGAAGCGCCCCGAGGACAUGAGCGUGGACGAUUUCCUCGACAACGGCUGGAAGGACAUCGCGAGCGAUCCGCUGGAGCCCGGGCCGGCCAGCGACGCGUCGUCGUCAGACCACGACGAGGAAAGCAACCUGGACGAAAUCUCGUCCGAGGACGAGCCGUCCGCGAGCGAGGAGUCCUCUUCCGAGAGCGGCGAGGACGGCUCCGACGACGAGCAGGGCACUGGGUCUGAGAGCAGUGACGACAUGGACGAGGGGCCCGCGCCCGCCGCCCGCAGGAAAGCCAAGGGCGGCGCGAUCGACCAGCACAGAGCGGAGCUCGAGGCUUUGAAGGCGCGCGACCCCGAGUUCUACAAGUACCUCGAAGAUGUGGACAAGGACCUGCUCAAGUUCGGCGACGACGGCAUGCUGGACGACAGCGCGUCCGGCAGCGACAGCGACGACGACGAUGACGAUGACGGGCCAGGGGGCGAUCAGGGCGACGGCGGCGACGACGACGAGGCCGGCGAGCGCCGCGACGGGCCUCCGGCGUUGGCGCUGACGUCCUCGGAGGCGAAGAAGAUCUGCCGCAACGCCGCGUCGCGCGGGUCGCCCGCGGCCAUGAAGCACCUCCUUCAGGCGUACCGCGCGGCGUGCCACUACGGCGACGAGGACCCCGAGGGCCUGGAGGGGUCGCGCAUGAUCGUGACGUCGGCGUCAGUGUUCAACCGCGUCGUCGUCUUCACCCUCCGCGAAGCCCACGGCAUCUUUUGCCGCAUGCUCAAUGUUGACCCGGCGGCCAAGAAGCUGACGCCGCAGGCCGUGACCAAGGCCGGGGCCAAGUGGAAGAAGAUCGAGCCGCUCGUGCGCAGCUACUUCGGCAACACCAUGCACCUCCUCGGCGCCGCCACCGACCGCGCCCUCACCAUCCUGAUUCUCCGCCGCCUGCGGCCCUCCGUGGCGCUCCUCACGCCGAUCCCCGGCCUCACGCGCGCCGUCCUGCGCGCCGCCACGUCCGUCUUCUCCUCGGGCGAGCGCAGCGCCCGCCUCGAGGCGUUCAUGCUCAUCCGCGAGAUGGCAAUGUCGUUGCCGCAGCCGAUGCUCGACAACGCGAUCAAGGCGCUCGUGCGCGCGUACGCGGGCGCGGCCAAGUUCAUGAACCCGUCGUCCGCGCCGCACCUGGGCUUCAUGGGCACCUGCAUCGUCGAGGUCCUCAACGUGGACCUCCAGACCGCCUACGCGUUUGGCUACAAUUACAUCCGUCAGCUCGCGCAGCGGCUGCGGACGUCGCUGACGGCGCGCACGAAGGACGCGUACCUCGACGUGUACAACUGGCAGUUCAUGAACUGCGUCGAGCUCUGGGCGCGCGUCGUCGCUGCGCACGCAGACAAGACCGAGAUGCGGCACCUCAUCUACCCAGUGACUGAGAUUCUGUUCGGUAUGGGCCGCCUGAUCCCGACGCCGCGGUACUUCCCGCUGCGCCUGCGCUGCGCACGGAUCCUGAACCGCGUCCUCGAGGCGACGAAGACCUACGCGCCCGUCGGGCGCCUCCUGCAAGACAUGCUGACCUACUCUGGGUUCAAGAAGAAGCUCAAGACCGGCGCGAAGGGCUCGAACGCGAGCUCAGCCGACCUCGCCAUGGUCCUCAAGGUGUCGAAGAAGUCGGUCGACACCGCCGCGUUCCAGGUCGCCUCGAUCGAGGGCAUCCUGGAAGGACUGGUGAACUUCCUGGCCAUCCACGCUGGGUCCGUGGCCUUCCCCGAGCUGGCCUUCCCGAUCCUCAGGGACCUAAAGAGCUUCGUCAAGGACGCAAAGCUGGACCGCGUCCGCAAGCCCGUGAAGGAGGUCAUCACGGCGGUGGAGCGCAACAUCGAGUUCAUCGGGCAGCAGCGGCAGAGCGUGACGUUCUCCCCGAAGGACGUCGAGGAGGCCGACAAGUUCGAAGAAGAGAUGAAGGCCACUGGAAAGCUGGCGAUGGUCAAACUGGACAAGCAGAUGCAGGCCCGGGCGGCGGAGCGCACCGCGGCGCUCCGGACGACGGAGGUGGUGCUCAAGGCCGGCGAGGGCGACGCCGCGCUGGACGCGGACGGGUCGGGCGAGGAUGAGGAGGAGUUGGAGGCGGAAGUGAGGGGGGAGUCUGAUUCGGAGUCGGACGGGAGCGAUGGCGCGGAGGAGGACGAGGAGGAGGAGGAGGAUUCUGAGGACGAUGAGCGUGUGGGUGCGGAGGUGGACUUCGGCGCCGAGGAAGACCGGCUGGAGGACUUUGUCAUGUCUGACAGCGAGGAUGAGUCAGGGGGGGAGUCGGACGAGGACGCCCGGGCGCCAGUCGGCGGCAAGGCGGGCGGCAAGGUGCGCAAGGAGGCGAAGAAGCGCAGGAUGGAUGCGAGCGACGACAGCGACGAGGAGGGGGCUGGCGGGCGGGGUCAGAAUCGGCGCGUGGACUUCGGGGGGCGGCGCGGGGGCCGCGGGGGCGGGCGCGGGCGCGGGCGCGGCCGGAAAGGUCGGCGGUGA